This is a messenger RNA of Panicum virgatum (switchgrass), 1382 nucleotides long. RefSeq names its product ethylene-responsive transcription factor RAP2-10-like. Gene Ontology annotation, molecular function: DNA-binding transcription factor activity; DNA binding. The record is from RefSeq and is a predicted model, not a curated record. Gene Ontology annotation, biological process: regulation of DNA-templated transcription. The transcript has a single exon. The coding region runs from base 191 to 916 and encodes 241 amino acids. NCBI's taxonomy places the organism in Eukaryota, Viridiplantae, Streptophyta, Magnoliopsida, Poales, Poaceae.
CAGCAAAUAGAUAGCCCUCCCGAGAGGGCAGAGCAGCCAGCGCCAAAAGCAGCUGCCUGCCGAUACCAUACCACUGCUGCUGCUGCUGCAACACAGCCCAGCCCAGCCACCAGGAGAGAGAGAGAGAGAGCGAGGAGAGAGGGCGGCGGCGGCAGCAGCUACCAGAGGCGGCGAGCUAGCUUGUUCGCUCAUGCAGGGCGCGUACCGCUCUUCCAGCGAGGAGUCGGCGGCGUCGCCAGCGGCUGCCGCGGCGGCAGCAGCAGCGGCAGCCAUGGCCCCGCUGGCGGCGGCCGCGGUGAAGAUGGAGGAGCAGGCGGCGGCGGCGGCUGCGGCGAUGGCGGCCGGCACGCAGGCGCCGGCGCCGCUCCAGCAGAUGCAGCCGCGGCGGCAGUACCGCGGCGUGCGCAUGCGCAAGUGGGGCAAGUGGGUGGCGGAGAUCCGGGAGCCGCACAAGCGCACGCGCAUCUGGCUGGGCUCCUACGCCACGCCCGUCGCGGCGGCGCGCGCCUACGACACGGCCGUGUUCUACCUGCGCGGGCGGUCGGCGCGGCUCAACUUCCCCGACGAGAUCCCCGCGCUGGGGCUCGUGGAGGGCGGCGGGGAGCCCGCGCGCGGCGGCGAGCCCGACGGCGGCACGCUGUCCGCGGCGUCGAUCCGGAAGAAGGCCAUCGAGGUGGGGUCGCGCGUGGACGCGCUGCAGACCGGCAUGAUGGUCGCGCCGCCGCACCACCGCGAGCGGCAGAGGCACCACCACCACCAUCACCAUGGCCACCACGGCCUCCCGCAGCUGCAGCUGCACGCCGAGGAAGAGCAGCGCCAGCAGGAGCAGAAGCAGCAGCGCGCGGCCUGGAGCGGGCGCGCCAAGAACCCGGAUCUCAACCGGGCGCCCAGCCCCGAUAGCUCCGACGCCGAGUGAAGCAGCAGGCAGGCAGGCAGGCGCGAGACUCGACUCGACUCGACUCAACGUCAACGACGGCGCUGUCCAUCCCUCCUCCACUCCCGCCCCGCGACGCCAUCAUCAAUUGUCCUCCGCGGCGGCGGUCGGUGGCGCCGGCGGGGCGGAAGGGUUUUCGAUCGGUACGUUGUGGAUAAGCACGAGGUGUGCAGCUGGUUGGGCGGCGUGGGCGGAGACGGAGGCGGCCGGCCACAAGUGGCGGUCUUUCCGAUCGAACGUCAGAAAGGACAGCUGUAAACAGUGAUAACAAAAACAAGUCAUCAUCCAUCGUCUCUCUCCCGGAGCAUCUGCAUCUCUUCUCUACUUCUCUCUUGUGUUUCCAAGUAGAUAAGCAGUUGCCGCGAUUCAUUAGCACUCCACUACGCCGAUUAAUUAAAGAAAGAUUAAUCAAGCCGGGAUCGGGCCGGGCCUCCCUCGCUUUUCUUAA